AUGGCCACUCAAAAGAAAUACAUCUGUGCCUUUUGUGCCAGAGCAUUCACUCGAUCAGAACAUAAACAACGUCAUGAACGAUCACAUACAAAUGAAAAACCAUUCCAUUGUUUACAUUGUACCAGUAGUUUUGUUAGAAGAGAUUUAUUACAACGUCAUUGUCGUACUGUUCAUAAUAGUCAAUUAAACCCCAAUACAUUACCUUCUAAUAAAUCAUUAAAUAACCCAACUAGUCACGCUUUAACUGUUACAUCAACUAGUGGUUCUACUUCUUCAAAUUCAAGUGAUUCAUUACCUGCUAGUCCUACCAAUCAAUCAAUGGUUGCACCACCACCACCUGCUGCUGGUCAGCAUGGUGGUCCACUUAUUCAUCAUCAGAUUCCUCAACCUUUGUUGGCACAACGGUCACCUACUCAAUUCAAUCAGAAAUUACAUCAACAAUUGGCAGCUGCUACUUCUCAAAAUCAUUUUUCUUUAGGAUAUGCUGAAGCUGUAUUAGAUACUCCAAUGACUCCGGCAAAUACCAGAAGAGAUUCAAUAAGUACUACCACAUCAACCACUGCCAAUAAGAGAAGAAAGAAAUCAGUAGUUGAAGAUACAUUUGAUCAUUCUCAUCAUUCACAUUCAGCACAUGCUAAAGAUUUGGCUAGUCAUGAUUUAAUUCAUUUAUUAUCCAUAACCAAGAAACUUGAAAAUACUUUAAUAAAAUUCGAUCCAACUAAUGCCAACCAUUCUUUAUCGGAUCAUUUCUUGAUUGGGUAUAUCACUUUAUCAAAACUGGCAAAGAAGGAAUAUAAAAUAUUUGAUAAGAUUUUGAAAGAUUUGAUUUAUAAUUUGAAUUCGUUUUAUAAUAAUAGUAACGGUAAUAAUAGUCAGAACGGGAUGACAUCUCCAAAAUCAGGUGGGAAUGGUAAUGGUGCUGGUGGAGAACCUAAUAAUUUCAAAAUUGGUAUUAUCUAUUCAAUAAUCUCUUUAGGAUUCAUUAUGAAUAAGAAUCCGAGUCGGGCUACUCGAUUCUUUAAAAAGAGUUGGAAUUUAUUGAUAAAGAAAUUGAUUCCACAAUAUAAUAAUAAUAAUAAUUUAUUGGAUCAGAUUGGAAUCUUGACGAAUUUGUUUAUGUUGAGUUAUAUUUAUUUGAAUUAUGAUUUAGAAUCUUAUAAUAUCAAUGAGAAUGAUGAGAAUGAUAUGGUGAUGCAACUGAUGGAUGACAAUGAAGGAGAAGUGUAUAUCAAUAAUGAAGUCAUAUUGAAUUAUCUUAAUGAUAUUAGUUUUAUCAUUAUAUCAAACUUAAAGGAUUUAAACAGUGCUAAUGAUAAUUUGGUAGAUUUGAAUAUUAAUUUAUUUUGGACCAUUUAUAUUAUGUUAUCGACAUAUAUUAAACAAACCCCACCAAAGAUAUAUCUGUUCUUUUUCAAUAAGAUUGUCAAGGGGAAUGAAACUUUAUUAUCAUUGAUGAAUAAAUUCCUGAAAUCAUUUAUUAAUAUGGAUAGUAAUGCUUCUGGACUGAAUAAUGAUGAAUUCUUAAAAAUGAUUAUUGUGACUACUUUAUCCAAUGAAUUGAAACGUCACACCAAUGGAGAAGUCGCGGGGAAUAAUCACGAAGAUAUUCCACUUCUUUAUGAAUCCAAAAAUUGUCUUCAUAAUUCAAUCAUCCUAAUUAACAAAUCCAUAAACUUCCACUCCACCAUCCAUCGCUCAUCAUCAGAAGAUGACUCAGAUACUUCCUCCUCUGCCAUCAAGUUAUUCGAAUUAUUCAAGAAGAACAUCAUCAUCAAUAGUCCACUCAAAUUCCAUGAAUUAUUAAACAACUAUCUAUUCAUCCCCCUGAAAUAUUAUAAUUGGGAAUUACUCUCCCUCACCCUCCAAGAAAUCAACAUGAACUCUCCACUAUCCCGCCAACUCAUCCUCGAUACCAUUGGAGACCCAAAUCUCACGCCAAAUCUUGAAUCUUCCCUCCGAGCCUUUUUCAACUUCAAAACCUGCCCCUUGGAUAUCAAUAAUAACUUAUCGAUAAUUUCAUACCCCUUGGUUUUCUUUGCUAAUUAUUUAAAUUUGGGAUUGGUUGAUUUGUCAGGAUUUAAUUUCUUGGAAUUGACUCAGGUGAAUUUGUUUAUGGUGGAAUGGUAUUGUAUUAUGCAUAAAGUGUUGAUUAUGAUUUGGUCGAAUCAUGAAUUAUUUGAUGAGAAUUAUGUUUUGCUGAAUUUGAUAUAUUUGUUGUUGGAUAAUAAGGGGAGUUUGUUACAUAAAUUGAAUUUAGAGAAUAGUAGUUCUAUUGGGUUGGAUAGAGGUAAUGAUGGGGAAGAGUUUCAAUUCAAUCAGAAAUGGUUUUGGAUAUUGAAAUUGAAAUUUCAAUCGAUUUUUGAAACUUGGUUGAAUUUCAUUAAAUUGAAUAAUAAUUCAAAUGUUCAUUUUAAUAAUAAUUUAUCAAUAUUGAAAUUGAAUAUCUCGAAAUUCAUAAAUGAAUAUCUUUCAACUGAAGGUCUUAAAUUUAUAGUGGAAGAAGAAUCACAACAAAUCACUCCACCCAUAAAACAUCAAUCCCAACCACACCUCCAACAACACCAAUCCCAACCACAACUCCAACAACAACAAAUGUCAUUCGGAAUGACACCAACCUCAUCUAGCAACUACAUCCCUCUCCAACAACAACCACUGUACAACUUUUCCACAUCAACAACCUUCCCCGACUACGACCCUCACUCCCGCUACACCGCCACCACCAUGGGUCCCUCCACCACUUCCAAACGAUCCAAUUCCAUCACACUAGGACUCUUGGCGCAAACCAUCCAAGACGAAGCUCGAUCUCCCAUGACAGGCGCCCUUCUGACGUCGAGCUCGGCCAGUUCGAUCAAACCACCCGCCAUGUCGCAUCAUCAUCUGAUUUCAAGUAUGCUGGGCAUUACGAUGCAGAGUUCAAAUCUGGGUGGGAAUGGAAAUGGAGGGAAUAAUGGGGGAAAGAUGAGUUAUUAUAGUAAUUAUUCGACAUAUCCCCCUCCACCACCUAUUUUGUCGUCUAUGAAUAGUGGUAGUAGUGGUGUUGGGGGGAAUAAGGAUAGUGUGUUGUUGUUGCCGCCGAUUUUGGCGAGUGAGGGUAGUAAUAGUGGUGCUGGUGGGAGGAGACAGGAGGAGAAGUUGGUUGGAGGUGCAGGUGGGAUGAUGAAGAAGGAUUAA
Molecule: messenger RNA, 3171 nt
Organism: Hemisphaericaspora subhashii
Lineage: Eukaryota; Fungi; Ascomycota; Pichiomycetes; Serinales; Debaryomycetaceae
Gene: TRY5
Product: Try5p
Exons: 1
Coding region: 1-3171 (1056 amino acids)
Biological process (GO): regulation of transcription by RNA polymerase II
Cellular component (GO): chromatin
Molecular function (GO): RNA polymerase II cis-regulatory region sequence-specific DNA binding; DNA-binding transcription factor activity, RNA polymerase II-specific
Source: RefSeq, a predicted model, not a curated record